UUCCCCUUCUGCAGUUUACACACCACUGAGUCAGUGCCUUAUUCAGACAGCUGUCUCCACACCACUGCAGCGCAGAUCCAUCUCAUUCCUGCUGCUUGAGCUUCUACAUCCUGCGGUACCAUGUCCAGCACUGUAGCUGCCUACAAGGAGAAAAUGAAGGAGCUAUCAAUGCUCUCGCUAAUCUGCUCUUGUUUCUACUCUCAACCACAUCCCAACACAAUUAGCAAAUUUGGUGAUAUGGAAGUGAAACCAAUUAAUAAGCGUGCAUCUGGGCAAGCUUUUGAAGUGAUCCUGAAGCCCCAGUCAACUGACCUGACACCUGAACAACCCAUCUCACCAAAGAAGAAGGAAAUCUCUUUGGAGGAACUUCAGCAACAACUGGAUGCUGCCGAGGACAGGAGAAAGUCUCAAGAGAUGCAGCUUCUGCAGCAACUUGCAGAAAAGCAACAACAUAGGCGUAUUGUUCUACACAGGGCAAUUGUGGAUAACUGUGACUUCAGCAGAACUACUGAAAGGAAGUUAAAUCAGAAGAUGGAAAUUUGUAAUGAAAAUCGCAAAGCUCAUAUAGCUGCCCUUAAAGAUCGUCUUCGUGAAAAGGAAAGGCAUGCAGCUGAGGUUCGUAGGAACAAGGUGUUACGAGAGGAACUUUCUGGAUAAAUAUCUUUCUAUCACAUCGUGAAGAACACCCUUGAACAAAUCUAAUAACAAUAUCCUGGCUAUCAAGUUAUGAUUUUUGUUCCUGAAUUCAGUACUUCUAAUAGUUCAUGCUUUUUUUGCAUUCAGAUUAUUGGUUCUUAUUUCAUGUGCAAUACAGAAAGUCGUAAGCAGGCAAAAAUCAGCAAAAUAUCAAUAGUCUAAUGAUAUUUAAAAUGUUCAGAGUAUUAAUUGUUAUUGACAUCAUAAUAUGCCAAUGUAUUUUAACAUGUGUACAUACAUAGACCCAUUAUAUUGAUUAACAGUUUCAACCUACAAUUAGAAAAGUUUAACCAACAAAUUGAUUAAUUUUUUUUAUUCAAUAUGUAAUGUGCCAUUGGGCCUACAUUGACAUUAUUAUGGGCACUUAAGCAUUGCCAGCUUUUGAAUGGUUUUACCACUGUGUAAUCAUUGGAGAUCCUUUCGAGGAUAGCAAUUCUCCAGCAUGCCAUUGUUGUUGUGAUCCCCAGCCAUAUGAAGACUAACUGGAGAUCACUGGAGCAAAUAAUAACACAUAUCAAUAAUUUAUGUAUGUCUGGCCAAGUUCAUCAAAUCAAAUAAUAAAAGUGACUGUUCCCAAUCAUACUUCUGAACAAGCAACCCAAAGAUAUAUAUUUUAAAUUGUUUAAAUAACUUAUGUACUUUAUAAUCGUUGUAUUUUUAAACUUAUUAUUAAUGUAAUAAUUUAACAAAUAUAAUUUUAAGUGAAUGUCUUGUCGAAUCACAUCUUAAUAAUGAUUGCUUGCUGCCCAUAGGGCCUUAUAUAUUUAGAGAACAUAAAAAUAUGUAGGCCUUCAACAGACCUAUCCAUUUGACAGCUGAUCUUGUUGGUUGAACUUGUUAAUAAAUGGAGUAAGUUCCAUCUAUAAAUAAAAAAAACAUCAUUGGUAACAUUGUAUAGUACAUCUGUCAGAUUAAGCAACUCUUCCUAUAACUUAUGCUCACUAAAGAGGGAGAAACCUUCCAUGUAAGUUAGCAACAUUUUGGUGAAAUUAGUCUCCCUGCAACAAGUAAAUGGUUAAUUGUAUGUGUGAGAAAUUCCUAAAUUAUUCAGCUGAAUUUUUGUCUUAUUACUGCUGUAGCUGUGCUGAGUAGAAAUGGUUUGCCAAAUACAAAGCUGUAUAAGUUAUGGAUUGUUUAGUGUGGAGUAUCUGACUUUGAAAACUUUUUUGUAAAUACCUAAUUUUCUUUAAAAGAUUGUGUUCAGCAAGCUAGCACAAACCUUUAAUAUGUAACACUGUACUUUGCUAACAUCUACUUUACUUAUGUGCCAUUUCACCUCGAACUCUGACAGUUUGUAUAUCUGCCUAUUGGACUUGAAACUAGAGUCAGGGUAAGACCGUAAAUGGUGCUAGAUACUUUUGUCUACUAACUAUACUAGAAGGUGGCAUGUUUUUAAUCACUUGAUUAGAUCUUGCUAUUUAUUGAUGUGUUUGUAUUUGAAUCCUUUGGGCUUUUUGGGAGGAUGUUAACAAUUCUCUCCCACCAUACAGUUAAAAGUCACAGAAAGAUGAUCACCCUGAAGAUUCUUGCCCAUUAUAGGUUCCAUAAUGUGCAUUUUAACGUCAGGUCAAAAUUGUUGUAGUGUGCAAGAUGUGGUUACAAAAUAAAAUCCAUGAUAUACACA
Molecule: messenger RNA, 2320 nt
Organism: Stegostoma tigrinum
Lineage: Eukaryota; Metazoa; Chordata; Chondrichthyes; Orectolobiformes; Stegostomatidae
Product: stathmin-3-like
Exons: 5
Coding region: 121-657 (178 amino acids)
Biological process (GO): neuron projection development; microtubule depolymerization; regulation of microtubule polymerization or depolymerization
Cellular component (GO): cytoplasm; neuron projection
Molecular function (GO): tubulin binding
Source: RefSeq, a predicted model, not a curated record